UUUAAUGGCGUGGGGUCAAGUCACUGCUACCGUCUAUGGGCUCAUCCGGGAUUCCAAGCACGCCGAUGCGAUCAAAUUUCUUGAGGAGCAGCUGUGGCUGUUCCCGGAGAAUCAAGCCGCGCUGUCGCUGCUGGGGUAUUGUCACUAUGUUCUUGGGGAUUUCCACGCUGCGUCCUCAAUGUACCAGAAGCUGACGAAAAUUUGCCCCAACCAAGAGAACUAUCGCUUGUAUCACGCUCAAUCGCUCUACAAGGCCGGGAUGCUUUGUGAAGCUGGAAAAGUGUGCCUCUCGCUGGAAGGAAUGCAGCGUAGAGUUUUGGGAUUGCAGGCUUGCAUUCGAUACGAGGAGGGAGAUAUUGCUGGUAGUCGAAUGAUACUGGAGGAACAAUCUCGCGAUGAUAUGGACGCUGCUGUUAAUCUCGGAUGCUGCCUUUACAAGGAAGGAAGCUAUCAAGAAGCGUAUUCCAAGUUUACUGAUGCAAUAAACGCAUUUGGUUUUCAGCCCGAGCUGGCCUACAACAGAGCUGUUUGUCUCUACCGUCUAAAGCAUUACGGUCCAGCUCUUAGUGUUCUUGCAGAAAUUAUUGAACAUGGAGUGCGACAAUAUCCCGAACUCAGCAUUGGUAGCCACGUAGAGGGCAUUGAGCUAUGUAGCGUUGGAAACAGCCCAGCGCUCAAAGAAUCUGCAUUAGUCGAAGCUUUCAACUUGAAGGCUGCCAUUGACUACGCUAAUGGAAAUUUGGAGGCCGCAAAGGAAAACCUCACUGACAUGCCACCACGUGCAGAAGAAGAGUUAGACUCGGUCACGCUUCACAAUCAAGCCCUGAUGAAUAUGGAAGUUGAUCCUACUGCAGGCUUCCGUAAACUUAAUUUUUUGUUGCAGAAUCCUCCAUUUCCUUCAGAGACAUUGGCUAAUCUACUUCUGCUGUAUUGUAAACCUUCCCAUGGAUUCUACGACCUUGCUGCUGAUGUAAUGGCAGAGCAUGCGGAAGUUAUCUUCAAGUAUCUAUCUCAGGACCUCUACGACUUUAUUAACUGCAUCAUUUUGACAAAGACGUCACCGGAGGAUGCAUAUCAAAAGAUGAAUGAGCUGGCAAAUCGUUAUAGUGAAACCAUGCGCAGGCUCACCAAACAAAUCCAGGAUUCUUGUCUUUCUCGCGAUCAGGAGGGCCACAAGAAGGCUUUGGCAGAGUAUGAAGACUGUCUUGAGUAUUAUAUACCUAUCAUCAUGGCAAUUGCAAAGCUUUUCUGGGACAAAGAAAAUUACGUGCAAGUAGAGCGUAUUUUCCACCAGUCAGCAGACUUGUGUUCGGAUCAUCCUGUUUGGCGACUGAAUGUCGCUCACACUUUCUUUAUGCAGGAUAAUCGCUACAAAGAAGCAAUCCAUUACUAUGAACCAAUUGUAAAGAAAGCGGGAGAUGACAUUCUCAGUGUCACAGCAAUUGUGCUCGCGAAUCUCUGCGUUUCAUACAUUAUGACCAGCCAGAAUGAAGAGGCCGAAGAUUUGAUGCGAAAGAUUGAAAAAGAGGAAGAGAGAGCGCACUACGAGAAUCCAGACAAGCAGGAAUUGCAUUUAUGCAUUGUAAACCUUGUGAUCGGUACCCUCUACUGCGCAAAACAAAACUUCGAGUUCGGUAUUAGCCGUAUCAUCAGAAGUCUGGAGCCUUAUGGGAAAAAGCUGGAAGCAGACACGUGGUUUUAUGCAAAGCGUUGCUUUCUUGCAUUGGUUGAUAGCCUUGCGAAACAGAUGAUCGUGUUGAAGGAUGCGACAUACGCCGACAUAGACGACUUUCUUGAUGCUGCGGACAGCCAAGGCAAGACUGUCUACACAUCCGUGGAGAGUCCCGGCGAGGGCCAGAACUCCAACACGGUCUCCAGAGAAGCCAGGCUGCUCAAGAGGAUGUUUCUGAAGAUUAGAGAAUGAGGUAUGUCCGUCCAUUCAGCUUGCUAGUUUCUAAGAUAACUUCAUUACAGGUAGGCAUGGCUUGCAAGCCUUGGUGUUGCAAAAACUUCAAGUGGAACCUUUCGUCUAACCGCCACUCCUUCCGAGAUCUCGUCCAUGCUCAGCUCCUUGCCACUGACCUUCCACUCGAACCCAUGGACGAGACGAGCAAGUGUACGAAACCAUGGGGCUACGCCAAGAGACAAUCCGGAACAGAUCCUUCGACCAGAUCCAAAAGGCAGCAGCUCAAAGUUCUUGAGGUUGACGAUCUCACUAGCCAAAGAUGGUUGCCACUGCUUGUGAGGUAGGGUUCGCGGAGAGAUUCUUCGUUCGCGGCGGCAGCUCUCCUCUGGCGACAAUGUCGCUGCCGCUGAAGCGCCGCGCGGAGGCGCUUGAGGAUGAUUUAGGCCCUACGCCUCUCCGUGAUGCUCUUGCGGGUUUGUAUUCUGGGCGAGACCCAAGCUUCCUGUGGGAUCCAUCUGGAGUAUCCGCCCUACGACGAAUUUCGACACGAACCUUAGAGCCCAAUACAAGUACGUAGGGAGGGAGGGUGCAGAGAGGCUGUAUGGUGCGAUGACGAGCAUGAGAGCUAGGCAACAUAUGCAGGUUUUAGGUGCCAAAGGUACUGGGAAGAGCACAGUGAUAUCCACCAUCUCUGGCUACCUCAUUGGCUCUCAGAUGAUGAGUGUAGUUUAUAUCUCCGUGCUGCGCUACAUUGCGGAACCUGUUUUGGUCCUCAGGGAAGCCUUGAUCGUGGCAUCACUCUCCUCAA
This is a messenger RNA of Selaginella moellendorffii, 2714 nucleotides long. Its product is annotated as tetratricopeptide repeat protein 30A. Gene Ontology annotation, biological process: intraciliary transport. Gene Ontology annotation, cellular component: intraciliary transport particle B; axonemal microtubule. Lineage: Eukaryota; Viridiplantae; Streptophyta; Lycopodiopsida; Selaginellales; Selaginellaceae. The record is from RefSeq and is a predicted model, not a curated record. Gene Ontology annotation, molecular function: protein binding; intraciliary transport particle B binding. The coding region runs from base 5 to 1924 and encodes 639 amino acids. The transcript has 19 exons.